Messenger RNA from Ogataea philodendri, 294 nucleotides. RefSeq lists its product as uncharacterized. The record is from RefSeq and is a predicted model, not a curated record. The transcript has a single exon. The coding region runs from base 1 to 294 and encodes 97 amino acids. Lineage: Eukaryota; Fungi; Ascomycota; Pichiomycetes; Pichiales; Pichiaceae.
AUGUUCGAGCACUGUGUAAAGUCCAGGAUCCUCAGUUUGUCCAAACACAACUGGGCGCCGGUUUUGGACUCGAAGCAUUCGUAUGUGAUGUUUGAGUUUUUGGAGAUCUUGAACUCUUUCAAGAACUCAAGCGUGGAAAACAGGUUGUGCAAAGACUCGUUUGUCACUUUCUCACAGCCAUGCAGGUCGAUCUCAACAAGGUUUGGACACCGGCUGACCAGCUCGUUGACAACCUCGUCGUCAACGUUGUUGCAAUCGCUCAACUUGACACGCUUCAACAGCGGACAACUGUGA